Porites lobata is the source of this 36331-nucleotide messenger RNA. NCBI's taxonomy places the organism in Eukaryota, Metazoa, Cnidaria, Anthozoa, Scleractinia, Poritidae. The record is from the annotation of a GenBank genome assembly.
GCGCUAAGGAGUGGCCUACCCAAUUUGAUAGAAAACGAUCCUCUCUCUUGCAUCUUCUCUAGUUGCCCCUUGGAUCCUCAACGCGAUAUGAGAUCUUUAAUAUUCGUGUUGUUGGCCACUGGAGCAAUUGCGGGUACGUAUUCUCUUUUUUCUCAAUUUAAAUCCCUUUUUAAAACAAAUUGCUGCUUAUAAACGCCGUGACUUUAGAUUUGUUAGUGACCGCUGAGAGAUACCCUUUGGAUACGACGCGAUGUAUGGCGACACAUUCUGCCACAAAAUAUUCUGUUGCUUCGACUAUUCUAUUAUGGUAGCGUAAGUCUGUUAGACGCUGUUCUCUUUACCCUGAAAAGAGCACAAAACGUCACGCAUUUGUAAACAAUUUGUUAAAAACUCGAACCUGCAAAGGUAAUCGUUAUUUCUCUUAUUUCCCGGGGUAUUUGAUCGCUUGCGGCAUCGAACAUGGUACAGUUGGAUUGUCAUCAGCGUGGCAUAAACUUCUGCGUGUUAACUUUUCGAUUGACGACAAAUAAAGCCGUUUUUAAUGUCCUGAAAUCCUUCAAUUCCUUGUUACAUAAGAAAUUAUUUCUUUGCAAACCUCGAAUGUGCGGAAUUCGCCAUUGAUACUGCAUGGCGGUGAAUAUGUUCCUUUGGCACCCGGCUUCCGCUGGAAAUCGCUUUCUACGUAGAUUUUGCGUGUGUAGUCAAAAAUUUAAAAACGACGAAGAGCGAAUGCCGAGUGUAUAUUUUUUUGCUUAGUUCUUAAUAUCUUGGUGUGAUCUUUAUCAUUACAUUUGCUUCACUGCUGAUUAUGUCACAGUCUGCUUUUUUCUAUUAAGUCACGGCUAUUGCUUUAUAACUUACACUGAAUUUUCGUUAAUUUCAGCUCCUUUGUCUUACGACAAGGGGAAAACGCAUCGAUGUGACAAACGUAAGUACAGAGUCGCGGUCUUUAUUGUUCUAAUCUUAAAUCAUAUGAGCUUGGGAAAAAAGGAAACCUUAGUUUGUUUUAGACUUGUUUUAAGGAAAUUCACUCCCAUCGUUAUCAGCAAACGUUUUGGUGGGUGCAUGGAGCGAAAUAAUUUACGUCAAGACAUUUUUCUGAGUGGAGUGAGGGGGGGGAUUACGAUGGAGAUAAAGAUCUGUUUUCUGGCAGAUAGCUGGGAGUUAUAUUAUUUCUUUAGUUUUUGUCCUUCUCGAUAAAAAAACAUCGUUUUGUCCAUUUUAGUUUCAAGACGGUAUAGCCGUCGUUUUUGUUGCACAAUAAUUACUUCUAGUUGAAGUCACGAGUUCGAAGAAAUCGCUUUGUAAUGUCCGGCCGCCUGAACGAAUACCGGAAAUCGCUCGUCUCCAAUGUUGUUUCCCAGGGACCUGUUGACAACUUAGGGCACUGUAUGACCCCUGUUCUGUUAUUUCGAUUGGUUAGAUAUAUUGAAGCUCACACGCGCGCGACGAUGUGAAGUCGUAACGGAGCACGUGGCUAGUGUGACAGCGUGAACACUUCCUGUUUUUUUUAUAGGGGGUAAUAAAAGCCAUUUUACUUUAAAAAAAGAAACUGAAAAAUAUUUCGGAAAACACAAAGUGAUCUAUAUUCGCUAAAGAACAAUAAAAGAAUUGAACUAAAUACUUCAAGGAAGGAAACGUUUUGGGAACAAUCUCGUAUUGUGCAAUCUUCCCCCCUGACUUCCAUUCUAUCUACUUGUGGGUUUAAGUUCUUGUCUUGUUAUGUCUCUUCCAGGGUUAGAUAGAUUUCACCAUGAAAAAGAGUUUCCCUACAACUAUGAAGGAGAAACGAUAAGUAGUAUUCAAGGCGCAUCAACAGCUCGCUCCGGGCUGAAAAUUCGCGCAAGAUGUGUCAUCAAGGCUGUUGAACCAUGUCAGCAUGUCUUGAAGGUAAGAUAAACUAGUUAUGGACUCCCUCGAGUACUUAUUUUGGCGUGUUAAACGACUAUAGUAUGUUUACCCGGAUUCACGUUGUUUUCUUUUUCUAUUCAAGCCAUAAUAGGAGCUGCCCAUAGUAAGACCACCCCAUAUAUAAUGCUUUGACCUUCUACUAUUACUCUUUCGGUUAUGUAUUUAUAAGUCCCCGGAAAGCUAACUAUGUUUCUUUCGUCUUUCAAAUGCUUGAAAAACGAAAUUAGAAGUUAGCCUGCUGAUAUGCGAAUCAGUAUUGUUGAAAAGAAAACAGACUUACAUGGUUAUUAUAAUUUGUAACUAAAUAAUGCUUUUCGUUCGUUGGUUUCAAUAAUAAGAAAUCAACAUAUAGGUCACAGUGAAAUAAUACGUGCAUUUUAUUUGCAACUGAAUUUAGACCACAGUGAUCACAAAUUCUAAGAUCUUCAGGAGUUUUGGGAAUUGUUUUUGGGAACAGAUCGUUUUAGAGUGGCUUACCUCAUGCCUGUCAUGUGGUUAUUUAUAGUGGCAUUAUCUGCGCGCAAUUCAGUUAAAUGUUAUGAAUCCUUUUGCCUCACCGGGCAAACUGUCCUAAUUCACGAAAUGGCAUAAGUUAGUUACCAAAACAGAAAAAACGAAAAAAAAAAACUCAGUGCAUAGAAUCUCUCGUUUUUAUUGAGGGUGGAGUGGGGGGUGGGGCAGAAAGCAGGAGAUACAUUUAACUUUUCGAUACCUAUAUUUAUAUUGUAUGUAUGUUAUAAAUUUUAACCUUAUGUUGAAAAUCCUUCACUGUUUUUUUAUAGUUUUCUAGUAGUAACCGACUUUUGAGUGUUGUUACAAAGUGUUUUUUUUUGCGAACAAUCGCACGCAACUGUUUGUUCAACCCAUUCUCCGCCUCCUUCUUACCCCUUAAUUCCACUGACCUCUUUGACCCCUUUCCGGAAAACCCUUCAUUACAUCCCAACAUACAGGAAAGACGUACUCGUUUAAUCUAUCUUGGAAUGUCACAAUGCCAGCUGAUGAUACGAACGUAAACAAAUCCUAUUUCUUGACGCUCUAUAGUCCAAAGUUCAAAUUCGGUUCUACGCAAAAUUUUCUCAUGAGGAAAGCCAAAAAAUUGUUACAGGAUGUUCUAUGCGAGGAAGUACAGGAUGUCGAGAAAAAAGUCCUUAAAAUAGCGGAUUUUAAGUUGUGUAAUCUCUUGAUUUGCUGUACCCAUUGCCACGCCCAUAAUCAUCCCCCGGGUUGUCGUCCACGCAAUCCCCCAAUAAUCCUACCCAACCAGGCAAGUUCCUAAAAGUGUUUCGUGGUACAAACGUCCUAAAGGAUUCAACAUUCUGUUGUAUUCCUUAACAAUGUAAUCAAAAGAACGAUCUUGUGAAAAUUCAUCUGAUACACAUAAUGCUCGUGUAAACAAAAAUCAAUUAUUAGUGCGCCACAAACAAACCUUAAUUCCAAAGUUCAAUGAAUGUGGUUCGUUUUUACUCCUGUUCUUAAAUUCUGUUUGCGAGAGAAUAUACUAGCGACUGGACCUAUAAAGCUGCCGGUCUAAUGCGUCAGUUUUUGUGGUUUUGAUUUUUUGUUUAUUUCGAAAUUUGAGAGUAAAAACCGCAUACCGUGACACAAGACUUGCGUUUACGAUUUUGAAGAUUAACUUUUUUGUUCUUGUCAGGUCGUUGGUCAGUAAGGAUUAUAUUAUAUUUGUUCACUAAAGUGCAUGUAUUGCCACAAUGUUAUUGAUCCCAACUGUCACGUUUUUUUUUUCUAGCUUCAUUUUCCUUUCCCCGUCAGGUCUAGUUCGUUUUCAAAACAGAUUACUUUUGUUGCGAUGGGGCAAGAAAAAAAUAACUGCGGGUUGUGUCCCAAAACAGAACAGCACGGUCCAAAGUCUCGCUGGAGGGUCGAAGUUUGCUUUGUCUAUUUGGCAGAUAAAGGAAGAAUUUUAGUCCUCUUACAUGGACUAGUGCAACAUAAUAUCCUUCAAAAGAGCUUUGUUUUCGAUCCUGUUUUCUGGAAGAAAUUAAAUUUUGAAGCAUUGCACGCUCUUCAAACCGAGUAGCCUGUUUCAUUAAGCUUUCAAUAAACCUUUUCUUCCAAUCCUCAUUCUUUUCUCGUACUUACUUUUCCGUCUUCAUGCUAAGAACUAACACUGGAAAGGAUGCAAAACGAGGUUUUUUUCUCCUUAAACGUCGCAAUUUGGCCUUUAAAUCAGGUCUUCGUUCAGCGGAUUCGCACAGCUGUGCUUGGUCAAAGCAUUUCCGGUGUUAUUAAUACAUUUUAUGUAAAAAAAAUAGUUUGAAGUGACAAAGGCCCCUUGUCUCACUUCGUGGCUUCAUUUCUAGGUCAAGGGUAAUAGAUUUUGGCGUGGUUUUAUCCUUGGGAAGUGUAAAAACGUAAACUGACCGCGAAACAUUUCAGCAAGAAAAUUUUGCCUGAGGAAAGUGUAGCUUUAGUGGACGGUGUUAUAUUUCGCGAAACAACCGCACGUUUUCCGCUUGAAUCUGAUCUCUACCUUAUAACAGCACUCAUCAUGAAUCACGAAUAACAUGUUUUUAUUUGUGAUAAAAAGAUUAUUUUUGUCGAUUGGCAAAAGUAGCUCCUUGUACGACCACCUUAGAGGGCUAUGUUUAUGUUUGAAACACGCGAUUCGUGGUAAUACCAGACAUUGAAUAGCUGUAAAUAUAUCUGUUAUUUGAAAAGGAAAAAAAUCCCAGGCAAUCUUCGUUUAGUCUAGACCAUGUGCAAAUGGAAUUAGCAUCCUUGGCUUCAUUACUUUCUCGGGUGACGAAACUAGAAUCUUUUAUUUAUAAGAAAAAUUAUAGUUACGACACAACUUAUCCCGUUGAGUUUUCCGCAGUACAUAUUCAAGAACAGAUCACCUUUUGACUAGGAACUGAAUGACAGAAUUAUUUUUUUCUGGGCUCAAAAUUAUACCUAAAUCACGCCAUUAUUCAGCCUACAAAUACAGCCACCUUACAUCACUCCCCUUCGGGGAAUGUUUAGACGAGAGGCGAUGAAGAUCGGCUGUAUUCGUAAGCUAGCCAUACUGAAUUAUGUACUUAGAGGCUUCAUUUCGGGUAGCAAUUUUUUCACGUCGUGAGUCGCAAUACAUUUGAAAAAAACAAGAACAAAAAUUUAAAAAAAUCUUCAACAGCAGUCAUCCCAAUUUCCGGGCAAAUCCCCACCCGGGCAUUCCCCGGCGGGCAUUCCCGAGUACAAUCAUUACGUAAGAAAAACACUGUGAAGGCCAAAAAGCAAAAAGGAGGGUUAUUCAUAUUGGAUACGUUUUGUUUCGAUGCGAAUACAUAAUCUUUUUAAAAUGCAGCGUUUCAGUUGCUGUCCAUAUUUCUGGGCUUGAAAGCUAGAAAAUUCCGAGUGCACUGGGUAUAGGGCAAGAGGUAUUGCCCUGCCACUGACGGGCACUUGUGAAAUUUGAUUCUCUGAUUCAUGAUUUCUAUCUUAAAAUUUGUUUGAUCGCUCCUGAAGGAAUUCUAGACCACUACUGUCACGUUUGCCUCUUUUCCUUGACUUGUCUUUCAGACUUAAAGUCAGACUUGAAGGUGUGCAAUAAAAAAUUAUUGCAUGUCUCAUGGCGGAAACUACGUGCUUGUGUAUAAUCCAAUUGCUCCUGGUGCUAAUUGAUAGUCGAAAAAUGACGUAACAGUUAGGAUUUGUCUCUUCUUGUUAAACUUGCUUUAAGCUAAUUCAGGACUGCAGUAUUUUGAUUUUAACUUACGCGGCCGUAAUGUGAUACAAGGCCAAGUUCAACUCUAUUGAGCCCAUAUAUCAAAAGAUGAAGAUAUUAUCGGUUUCACAUAGUGUUGGAAUCCCACAAGUGAACUUCUCACAAUGUCACAAAACUCGCUUUUAGAAAAUGCUCCUUUUUGAAACUUAACUGAAAUUAAAUGAUCGUGGGUUAUACCAAAUGCCCUACAAACUUGCAUGUGAUCAGUCAAACUUGUGUGCUUUACAAGUUCGAGGGGAAUCUGCAAUAAAGAGCAAACCCCCCUUCUCGCUUCUAAAAUAAUGGAUUAAUACGCGAAGACGCGCCAAACGCGCAACUUCCUUCCUUCCUCGAUGUUCUUUUUUUGGGGGGGGGUGGGGAUGGGGAGACUUAAAAGUUUCGUCAAUUAUGUCCAAAAUUGUCUGUAAGGUUUCAUACCAACGGCAAAACAAAUACCCUGUGUGGAGAGUUUUUCUGGGCCGUUCUACUUUAGCUAAGAGCGGGAAUGACUUAAGCAACGGGAAACAUCUGCUCCCAAAAAUAAGCAAACGUCACAGAUCAGCGAAGUUGGGUACCAUAAAUUAACUCAAAGAAAACCUCAAAUAACAACGUCGAAAAAAUGAAAGAAAUGGCAGGCGUAGAGAAUUCUCUUUUUGCUCGUGUAAAUAAACCAACAAUGUUCGAUUUGCCUGAAGAAUCUUGUUUGGAACGUUUAUUAGCAUUCUUUCACUAUUUCUAAAAUCAUUCAAAAACACUUCUCUUGGUCACAAUUCACUAGAUAAUGUUGUGUUUGCCCUUGAUUUGGUGAGACCACCCAAACUCGAUAUCUCAUCCUUGCCACUUCUUGACCUGAAUUCUUGCGGAAGUCUAGGUUUUUUCUUUCACUAGUCUUUAUUUAAUCCUUUCCCCCAAAAGGGACUCGUAUGAAAUUUCUCCUCCUAUGAGGUUCUUAACAGUUAAAACCCUGAGAUCAAAAUUUGAAUUCUCAUUUGUUGCCCCUAUUCAUUUCCCACAGAAGUAGUUAGGAGAAGUUGAUAAAAUGUCAACCAAAAUUCACCUUGUGUGAUCAUGUCCGAAAUUCUCAUGACCACUCUGUUUUACAAAGCAUUGAUAUUACAGAGAGAAAUUUGGUACUGAUCACUCUUAGGGCUUAAAAGGGUUUGGCUUAUGGAGUCACGUAGGAUUGUGUUCACAGGCUCAUAGAGGAGGACAUAGAAUAAGAGAAAUAAAAAACCGAAUAAAAUAAGUCGUGUUUGUAAAGAAGUUUUUCCCGUCGGUACAUCUGAAGAAGGAUGGAGAAGAGAGAAGAUGCUCUACCAAACCAGGACGCGAAAUCUAAUAACUCGGGUCAUUUCACUAAUAAAAAUAUUUGAAAGACCUGUGCAGGGCAGUCCCACAGCAGGUUUAGAUCUUAAUGCAGGAGAGUAAUUUCAAAAAUAGCAGUAAAAGCUAUUCAAAAGCCAACUGUCGCAAAACCAGUGCUUUUUAACUCAGUCAAAAAUCAAGAUGGCGGAUACGCGUUCAUUUGCAAUUAAAGAUCCAGCGGUAUUCCUGUUAAAAUGUGCGCCCGCUAUUUGUGCAGUUACUCUUCUGGAAACGUUGUUUCGUAGAAAAAUAUUUGUGAGUUAGAAGUAAACAGACAUAUUUUGAUUUAUGUGAUCCAUAUUUUGUCGCAGCAAAGCAAGGGCAGUUGUUCUUUAUUUUAAGUCUCAAGUAAAGUCGGAAAAGAUGUGCAAAAGAAUUUUAGUCACCAAGGAUGUAGUUUUAUAUCCAGUCGCAUUGUCGACCGUUCAUGAGAUCAAGGGAUUUGGUCAACAAGUAAAAGAAAUCGUGAUUGUUUAACAAGUUCAUCUCAUUAUUUAAUACUUCAGGAUAGAUCUUGAGAGAAAAGCGUAGUUCUAGAAAAGCCUGCUGAUACUUCUUCCUUUCUUCCAGCUUGACACAGUUGAGCUCUGGGAAGCACAGAGCAAGAACCCCGGUCCCUUGAAAUACCAUGUAUCUCGGGGAUCAACAGCUUUUGCUGAAGAGCUUGAAGCUCAAGAUCUUGUAUUUAGAACCGACCGCGGUCGAAUCACUGAGAUCCUCGCCCAUCCAGAGGAACCUCCCCACGUAUUGAACAUCAAGAGGGGUAUACUCAGCGCGCUACAGGUGCAGUUCGUUAACGAGCAUGCCGUCUUGGAAGAGGUAAGAGACUGUUUUUUGCCCCUUUACUCGGUGGGGGGGGGGGGGGGAUGCAUGGGGAGGGUCUUUGGGACCAAGUGUAGCCCAGAGGUGAGAACACUCGCCUCCCACCAACUGAUGAAAUCCCGGCGUCAACGACAUAUGUGGGUUGAGUUUUAUUAGUUUGGUUCUCUCCGGGAGGUUUUCUCCGGGUACUCCGUUUUUUACCUCUCCUCAAAAACCAGCAUUUCCAAGUUGCAAUUCGACCAGGAAUGGUAGACGGAAGAACCACUACGUCAAUAUGCUACCUCUCAAUCGGUAAUUACUGUUAUUAUUAUUGUUAUUAUUAUUGAGGGGAGGGGCUACCCCAAGUAGCGAAGCAUGACGAUACAAAGAACUCCCGCGUUUGAGACUUUAGUUUCCUUAGCCAGACUUUCGGUGCCAAAAAAAAAAUAAAUCAUGUAUUUGGAAAACUUGACAAGGGAGAACUGACUUUGAGCAGUGUUUUUACUAAACACGAAACCUUUUUAAGUUUCCUUGUCAAGGGAAACAUUGGAAAGUAAAACUUGCCCGUGUGAACGGUCUGGAUAAGCAAAUUUGAAAUAACCCUAGCCACUGUAUUUUUUACAAUCAUUACUGGCCUUGACUGUCUUUGUUCUAAUUCGCACCUUCCAGGACGAUGUUGUAGGUAAAUGCAAAGUGCAAUACACCAUCAAAUCUCGUCACAUCAGCGGUCGACCCAAAGUGAUCUACAAGACACGAAACCUGACGGAGUGCUCCGAUCGCGCACAGACAGACGUCGGAAUUCACGUGCAUUCUUACGAAGAGAAGGUAUGGUUUAAAUCAUGUAAAACACGACAAGCACGAUCCGAAUUCUUGGUCGCCGGAGAUUUGUGGAAAGACUCUUUAAAUUAUAAAGGAUAAAAAUUGAAAUGUGAAAAGUGUGAGACGCGAAGAAUCGAGGCGAGUUCGUCAUCUCCGUGCGCAAAAGUAAUUAAUUGACGACAAAUGUUUCGAAAAACUGCGAAGGCAACUGCUAAUAUGUAGUGAUGAAUAGGGGACGUUUUUAAGUAUCAGUGCAGUAUACUUUGUUAAGUAAGCCCAGCAAGCGAUAUUGGCCAAGAGCUGAGUAGCGUUGAACAAAACGUUUUCAGAACUUUCGUAAAUAAGGCGAUGUCGGAGAAAAAGUUUAGGCAAAGGAACGCCAUGACGUAACCUCUCGGGUUGGGAUUGAGGAAGUAAAAGGGUUAAGAGUACUCAUCUGCCGUUGGUAGCUUCAAACACUUCUCUUUUAAAGCAACACGGAAAGGAAAGAAGUCAAAACAAGGAUUUGAGGUCACACGUGAGAAUCGAACCUGGGAUCUCUCUCGUACAGAAGUUCGCGCACUAGCCGACGGUGCACCUCUAAGACACCUCUAAGCUUUUUAUUACUGUUUUUUUUCACAGCCACUGAGCUUACUGAAUUCUCACAGCACGUGUAAGAUGUACUUAACUGCCAAGACUCGAACACAGAAGGUGGUUUGUGAGGAACAACACAUCUUUAGACCCUUCUCUGCAGGCUACAAAAAUACAUCUGGAGCUAUUACCACCACCAGGUAAGACGUGAAAGCCAGCGUAUUCUUUCGCCUGAAAACGUGUAGGCUACUAUUGAGGGCUGUAGCCGGGAUAUUCGACUUCUCGUGGAAUAAACAUACAGUGGAACCUCAAUAUAACGAACCUCUAUAUAACGAAGUCCUCGGUAUAACGAACGAUUUUCUUUACCUCAGUAAUAGCAAAGUAUAUGAAAAAGAACCUCGAUAUGACGAAACCUCGGUAUAGUGAACACAUUUUGCCAGUCCCUUGGCCCUACGUUAUAUCGAGAUUCCACAUUGUAAUUAAUUAUUCUUUUAAUUUCACCACAGACAAGUCUUGGAACUGCAAUCAAUCAAGACAACUGACCCUGAGCCAGUUGCUAUCGGUAUGUAUUCAAAUAAUUUUGCACUCCUGAUUUUAAGAUUUGAUAGAGGGUUACUUUUCAGCAAGGGAAGUUAAUAUUGGCCAUUUUUAAUGUAACGCCGGAGACUGGGUCCUUUUGGUGUCGAAUUGCACUGUGGGAUUGUAUUGGGGGACGAAUUUGACCCAGUAUCCUGUGCAGCCUCAUAACACCAAAUAGGGAGCUUAAGCAUCGACAAGUGCAACGGCAGCGAAAACUUUUAAAAUGAAUUCGCGUUUUUUCAGACUUUGUCGCGCUUCUUCCAAUUGUAGGCGAAUUUCCCCGGAGUUGAUUUCUUGGGGACCACACUCAAGUUUUGAAAGAGGAAGAAAAAUUCGUUGUCGCUUCUUUACGUCGUCCAUAAAAGUGAAAUUCGGGAUUUUCACGCCGCAGUCGUGCAGUGAAGGGAAAGAAAUGUACAAAAAAGUGUGCUGCAACGUAUUGUUUUUUUGACGUUUUCGCUGCUGUCGCCGUCGUCGUUGCUAAAGCUCCCUAAUAAGAGAAGCGACAGCGUUCCCAAAAAUGUCCCAUGGUGCAAUUAGAGACAACAUUGUGUAGCUGUGCCCGGGGUAUUUUCUUGGAGGCUAGCGAAGCGAAAAUCAAUUUGUCUUUCCCUUCAUCUACUCAUGGCACCGCCGAUAAAAACCUUCGGCAUUCUCCCGCUAAUCGUAGUCAGGCACACAGGCUGUGUAAAACUUAAAUCAGACAACGUCUAAAACCAUUUUACUGUGACGUUGCCAGAGCUUCGUUCUUCUCUUUCGACUAAAAACCCUCCAGGAUUAAGUCAUUCAAAAACAGUGGCGCAGAUUAAAUGGAACAAGAACUAGGCUAACUGACUUUUUGACUUAAAAAGGCUAAUUACUAGCUAAAUAACGUGGAGAUGAAGGUCAUCGGUUUUUACAUACGUGGACAUCAAGUAAAAGGAGAUAAUCCUUGUAAUUUUUUUUUCAGAGGAAUUUCGGUCUGUUUCACUGAAGUACGCCCAUUCCACACCCGUGUCCAACGAAGAUGCCAUAAUAAAUGCGUACUAUCUUGUCAGCCGUUUGACCCAGCAAUCCCGUACGAGUACCAAACCAGACUCCGCACAGCACUUCUCGGAACUUGUGUUCAGUAUCCGCAAGCUCAACACUCCAGCCAUGGAGAAACUGUGGCAGAAGGUACACCAAGAGGAAGAUGAAAAGAUGCAGUAAGUGUUAAUAAUGUCACCUCACUCGACAGAGAGGAAGACGCCGUAUUCAGGCAUUAGAGACUGACAUCCAAAUUGAGUGAAAUAUAAUAAUAACCGCUUAAAAUAUCACCCACAGGUUUAUUUAACAAAUCAUGGCAAAUACACAUGAUGGCACGAAUGACCUCAGUUAAGGAUGAUUAAAACGGUUAACGAUUGGGUUUUAGAAAGUUGUUUCACGGGCCAAAAGUCAUUUUCAUUUUUUUGUGGUGAAUACGCGCGAAAGACAAUUUAUGUUAUUUUUAAAGCGUGAGUCAUUUGUUUUUGAACUCAAGGUGAAGUUUCAUGGAACGUAUUUGACAAACGUAAACAAAAUGGGCUUAACUUUCGUGUAACGGUCCCAUAAGCGCAGGUCAGCGACACCGUAAACCCUUGUGUUCUCGAGAAGGAAGAAAGGUUGUUAAGCGAAAUAACUGUUUGAUCUGCAAGAUUCUUUUCAUGCUUACUCGCUGUCUUUGGUGAAUCUAUAAACUCAUAACGUUAAAUUAGAUGUAAUACUGUGUGGUAUGUCUUGAUAAAUACAACUUCGUCCUUGAAAAUCUUUUUUUUAGUGAAUAUCUGUACGAUGCUUUACCCCACUGUGGAACUGGGGGCUGUGCUAAAGUCAUGAGUUAUGCGAUAAGGGAAAAGUUAGUCAGCCAUGAGCGAGGCAACAUGUUCCUGGCUGGUCUUGCUAUGGCGUCAAAUCCCACCAAGGAGACGGUUGAACACGUGUUGGAGCUUUGCGAAGAGAAUCCGGGUAGAACGGCCAUGUUGACACUAGGAACACUCAUACACAAGGUCUGCGAGAGCAACCCUCGGGAGUGUGACGAAAAGGUUAGUUCAUAAAAACCUGAAAAAAAUUGUCAGAAACUUACCUUGGUAUAGACGUCUACUAGCGAAGCUUGUGUUUCCUUACAGCAAUACAAGUCAAAACAAUCAUAAAAAAUGUCCUUUGUAGGAAUCAGUUACUAUGCUAAGCACCAGCUCCAGUGAAGGGUAUGGCUUGUCCCGGGUUACCGUUAGUGAUUGAGCAAAGAAUGUAAGCCGUUUAGCAUCCGUAUGAAGCCAGUGAAAUGAGUGAUGGAGAGUGAGAACUGUACAAUUCCUUGCUUCUGAACUACAAGGCCUAUAAAGGAAAUUUACCCAAACAAAGAACCCAAGAAAUUAUUGUUGACCUCAACUCUCUAACUAAUUGAGCAGCGCGGUCAAUCCGAAGCAGGAUUAGGCUCGAUUACCUUCCCGAGCGAACAGCGGAAAUCGAACUUAAAGCAGGAUGCCCAAAAAUAAAACGUGUAACGUAAACUAAAAUACUGUUCCACUUUCGCCCCUGCUAGGAGGAAGGUAGCCCCAUCACCAAAGCGGAAAGCUUCUUCAAAUCACGUCUUGGCUUUGCAUGCGAGGGUACAACACCAGAAGACUUCGAAAAUAUGCUCAUUACUCUGAAAGCCAUUGGAAAUGCUGGUCGUCCUGCGUCUGCUGAACACGUCCUGCUGAGAUGCGCCCUCAAUCUGGACGCACCUGUCAACAUGAGUAUUGCUGCAUUGGAGGCCCUCCGUCGCUUACCUUGCAACAACCAUACGACAGGGCAACUUCUUAAGAUUUAUGGCGAACAUGACCUCGAUGUUGAAAUCCGUAUCGCUGCGUAUCUCGCUCUUAUGAAGUGCCCCAGUCCAAGUGUUUUCAAACAAGUCGCUAAAAUCCUCAACGACGAAGUCAACAACCAGGUUGGAUCGUUCGUAUGGUCACAUAUGACGAACGCCAUGGAUUCAACAGAGCCAGUACAUGGUCUUCCUCAGGCCGAGAUGAUGAAGGACGCUCUAAAUGGAAUGAAACUGCGAGAGUUUAAUCUCAACAGGUUGAAAUUCUCACGUGCUUGGGAAGGAUCAUUUUACAGCGGUAGGUUUGUUUCUUCUGGCCAUGCUCUUCAGCUAUGACUUUCGACCAUGCACAACGUCGAACAGCACUCCGUGUUUGUUGUGACCGUUAAAAAACAUUUUAAGUUAACGACUCUACCAACCCGUUCAGCGCUCUUCAUAGUAAAGCAUCACCAUUACCAGUAACAUAACAAAUCCAUCAGAAUAAUGAGGUGCGAAAAUUGUACUGCUUUCUUCAGAUGACAAGGUCAAGUUCGUUCUUGGCUAUAAGUAUCAACUAGAGAUGAUGGUCAUUGGUCAUUCUUUCCUCCCCCCAUAAUAGCAACGUAGCGUUUUGUUAAAUUAAGAGUGCUGAAUUAAUCUAACUGUACCGUUAGUCUAGCAAUCCAAGCUUUAUUUUCAGUUUUGGGUCUGUUUGUAUCGAAGAUAGACCCAUUACCCUUACUUAAGCUUGGCUUUUGUGAUGUUGGCUUGUUCUAGCAACUACCCCGACUAAAAGUUCCUUUUUCUGUUUUCAUGCAGACGUUUUGAGAUUUGGUGGAUCGGCGCAGAGCCACAUUAUCUUCCAUCCCAGCAGCUUCUUUCCACGUAGUGCCAUGCUGAACCUUACAGUUGAUGUCCUGGGAGCGUCCAUUAACGUGCUUGAGACAGCCGCACGCUUCGAAGGUGUGGAAAUCCUGAUCGAACAAUUCUUUGGUGAUGAGGGGUACUUCCCUGAUGACCGCAUUAUGAAGAUGUUCAACCUGAAGCCCUACGAGGAGAGAGACAAGGAGGAGAGGACUGUCAAUAAAGUGCUCCGAAGACAGAGGAGUCUGAGCAUUGAAGAGGACAUCAACCGUGUAGAGAAUCAUCUUCAUAAACUUCACCGAACGGUCAGUUUAAGGAAAUCGUUUUUCAAAGCAACAUUUUUCCCUAAACGUGCACCGUUUAUACAAAUCCUUUAGGGAUUGCAUCAAAAUUACAAACGUUACAAUAGGCUUUGUUAAACCUCUCUGUAGGCGAUUCAGUUGACCGCUUUUUUUAUCCUCAUGCUGUGAAACAAAUCCGCAUCCUUCAUAUUUUGACUUCCUCGUAGAAAAGGCUUUACCUCUUCAUAUAUCUUACUGUUCAGUACAAUGAAACCACGUAAGAAGUGAAAUAACAGAGUGGUCCAUAGAAUUAAAGCAACGACAACGCCGACUUCGCGAUGAAUAGGAAACGAAACUUUGGUGUUUCGCCCGAUGGAAUGCUAUUGUGAGGGCGAGUUCAAAAGGUUUUGUGUAAAUCCUUUUAGCAUUGAAUGAAGUCAUCAAAUGAUCAACUUCCAGUUGUUAUUAUUUGCUUCCAGUCUCCAACGUUUCCGCCUGCUCUAGGUCACUAGUAAAACGGGGUGGCUGUAAGGUGGGUUUCCACUGUGGCUCCAAUUCCAUGGUGGUGAAGUUAGUGAAAAUAUUGUUUCUCCAGAAAAAACCUCUUUUAGUUAUGUUUAUCCAUCACUUCGAGAGGUGACUCAUAACGAGUUUUUCGUUAUCUCCUUUACAGAUGGACAAUCGAAUGCAUCACCCAUCUGGCGCUCUCUCUGUGAAGAUGUUUGGUAAUGAGAUCAGACUUGCCAGCUUCAACGAUAUUAGCUGGCUAAACGAUGAGAUCGACAAGGUAAACGUCAUCGAUUUCUUGCUCCUGAUGGCAAAGGGUGGCAAGAAGACCUUCAGCAAGAGCAUGAUGUUUUUGGACGCCCAAACUACCGUCCCUACUAUUCUUGGUCUGCCGCUUAAACUGAGUGCCAAAGGAACCACCGUUGCUUCUGUGGAACUCGCUGGAAAGUUUGACAUCAGGAAUAUGUUCUGGGGAAAAAUGAAAUUUGAUAUUCGAGGCCAUGUAAAGCCAAGGUGAGAAAAUAACGGAAGAGGCUAAUCGUUUCUCAACACCCCACGUAAUUCUUUUUUUAUCAAUUUCUUAUUUCUAAGAUGAUAAGAAUGAUGAUUAAACCGCGUGCCUCCUGGUUGGCUCAGUUGGGAGAGCGCCGGUCGGCUGAGCGGGAGGUCGCGGGUUCAAAUCCCGGCCGGACCAAAACUCAGGGUCUUUAAAUAGCUGAGAAGAAAGUGCUGCCUUUGUAAUGACAUCUGCAAAUGGAUGGCGUGUUAAUCAGCAGUGAUACUAACCAAUGCCACAAUAACUACUCUGUAAACAGUGAAAAUGAAGAGCUAUUAAAAAUUUACUUCUUAGCCGAUUGAGGUUUUUUUGUUUCAACUGACGAUAAGUUUUUCUUUGUUUUAUACAGUGCUGUAGUCGAUAUCUCUGGUCGAAUGGGCGUGAGCGCUGUGCACGCUGAGGCUGGUAUCCUUGUUAACUCAUCUGUGUACACUGUUACCCAAAUCAAAGGAAACGCCACGUACUCUCAGGGUGAACUAUUGAAGUUUGAAGUCGGUGUUCCUGAGGAACCUGUGCAGUUUUUUAACUUCUCGUAAGUACACGAAUGAUGAUACUUAUUGUAACCAUGAAAGCAAGUGUAAAUAGGGACCACAGCGAAACCGGUUCUUCGAUGUAAUACUUAGAGGAACUGUGUCACAAAAUUUAUCAAAAUUAAAGCAGUGGGAACUGCUAUACAAUACAAUACAUACAUUACAAUACAUUAUUCUUUAUUUAACAAAGGUGACGUAAUAACCCAAUGAGUUAUCUAACUUACGGCCUUCACCACAAUACAAAAUACACAUAUAAAAACAAUGCCUAAUCAGUAAUAUACGACUACAAGAGAAAAAAUAGAACUAGACAAAUGUAUGGUUUAACAUAGAUAUAACAUGAUAUAAACUAAUUACCUUCUAAUACAGUUACAAUAAAGAGAAAAACGACAAUCAUAACACAUUAAUUCUUCAAGAUGAGAAACGUUACUAGCAAACUUAAGGAAUAAGAUAAGGAGUUUAUGCUUAAAAUUAUUUAAUCUAGAUGAAAAAAUAGUAGAAGAAGGAGAUACACACGCAUUUUGCUUAAGAUCAGUGUCAAGGCAAUUAAAAAGAGUGGCAGCAGACAGCAAACUGAGUGAAAAACAACUGCUCCAAACAUGAAAUUCUCUGCCAACAGGGCCUCUUUUCCCUGAUGUAUUCUGAAUACCAGGGAAAAGAGGCAUCUGCUGGCAGGGAAAACAUGAAAAGAAGGUGUAAGUAAAACAGCAAAUACAAAAGGAGGCACGGAUGGACACACUCGAAGAAGAUCAAAACGGAUUGCAAUUUUGGCUUUUUGAAAACUUGUUAGGCUAACAGAUAUUCAAAGUGAACUGUCUUUUUUUAAUGUAAUGUUUGAAAGACAAGAGGAGUUUGACACCAUGCUGUAAUUAGGUAAUUUCUCACGUUCCAUACUGAAAAAAUACGCGUAACUGGAAUUAUAGGCCAAAUGAACUCGAGGUUCCACUAUGUGGACAGCUGCAACAAGGCCCCUUUAACUAAACUGUUUGCUUCUGUUACAGGUCGUCUCUUUUCACUACCCUCAAUGAUGAGAAACAGGCUAUUGAAGGAACACCAAGACGGCUUGAGGUAAAGAACUCAAUUUACUUAAAAGUGAUAAUAUUUCCCUUUGAUCUGGGUCCUUUAACAGCUCUAAGAGCUUCCAAGAUCUGUGGAUAGGUUUUGAAUUUAAAGGUGGAAAGGAGUGCAAUAUGUUUUUAAGUGAUCUUUGAAACUUGUGGAGUCCUUCGCUGUUUUCGUGUUUUUAAUACGUCUUUCCUUUUCUCCCUGUAAUAGCCAUCGCCCUGCCUGAAUAUGACACGCCUUCUUGGACUGAGAUUCUGCGGACAGCUGUCCUUGCCUAUUGGUUACCGGAACUUGCAUUCGCCGUUUUAUCCAUUGUCUGGUCCAGCUUCGUACAGUAUCUCAAUGCAGCGCACCGAUCCAAAACUCACCAAGUAUCAACUGCUCGCCGAACGCUUGAGCACCGAGGAUGAGAACAGAUACGAUGUCAUUGCCACUAUGUCCACUCCUGGAGCAACCUGGGAGCGAAACUUCGACACCAACGUGACGUUGUGGCUUAAAGAAGACGGCAAACUAUUCACCUUGUCCACAGGAGCACUUGGUACAAAGUUUGGCACCUUUGAAGCAAUUUACAAUAACAACACGCAUGCACUGAAUCUUACGUAUUCUGCCAAAGAUGCAGUUUACGGACAUCCAAUCAUCCUUAAUGGUCAGUUCUUUAAUAACACGAAGGACAGCCUUUCGCGAGAACUUGGUAUCCAGUUGUCUGCCUCGUACAGGAACUAUACCAUCAAGCAGCUUACCAAGCUCUACAACAGAUCUGGUGCGUAUGGAUUUGUAAAUAACAUCACAUACUGGCCUGAGAAAUAUCUCUAUGCUUCUGGCGAGCUAAACAUCCCAAAGAGAAACGUCCGCUUCUUGGCUAAUCAUACAUGCACAAAAACGGAAAUCAGCUUCAAUGGAAACCUUGGUGAAGAAGAAAAUAGCUUCCUUUUCAACUUUGACAACAAGCCAACCAAGGCAGGUAUCGAACUUACUGGCAGACACCUGAAAGCAGAAAAGAAAGGCGUCAUCCACUUAUUUGCUCGCCCUUGUAACCAGUCAUUUACUCUACGCGGUUCCUAUGCCGAGAGUGGAAACGAGAAAGGCAUCCGCUUUACAGCCAGCCAUGACAACAGGAAGCGUUUAGUUGGAUGGUACGCUGGUAUUGUAAACUCAACCAAAGAGAAGUCUAUCAAGGCAAACGCCACUGUCCUUGGAAGCAAAGCGGAGGCUGUAUGGAGCUAUUUUGACUUGACGCAGGAGAAAGGAUUCAAGUUCAAUGGACUCCUUCUGAACGAAACGUUCGAUGCUGCUUGGUUAUACUUCAACGCUGGCCAAGAGAAGGGAUUGAAAUUCAAUGCCACAAGCUUCAACAAGACAAUGCAAGCAGCAUGGACCUUCCUGAAUGUUACAACAGGAAAAAGCUUGAAGUUCAAUGCAUCUGUCAUCAACAAGACCGUUGAAGCAGUGUGGUCAUAUGUCAGCAUCGGACAGGAGAAGGGACUGCGAUUGAACGCUUUGGCGCUGAAUUACACCAUGGAUAGUACCCUGGUCUUCCAGAACGUUACCGGCACAAAAAGCAUCAAAAUUAACGCAACCGUUGUAAACAAAACUCUAGAGGCUGUGUGGUCAUACGUAAACGCGGGAAAAGACAAAGGAUUGCGCUUUAAUAUCACAGGCUUUAACAAGACAGCUGACGCGAUGUGGUCUUACUUCAACGACGGCGUGCAGAGAGGAAUUCGCUUUAACGCUUCCGCCCUCAAUAAGACUGUGGACGCCACCUGGACCUUCGUCAACCUCACAAACGAAAAGAGUCUGAAGUUCAAGGCCGUCGCCUUAAACCGAACAGUUAAUGCAACAUGGAGUUUCCUUAACCUGGCCAAUGAGAAAAGUCUAAAGCUUAACAUAAGCGCUCUCAACAAGACCUUAGAUGCCAAAUGGUCCUUCCUUAAUUUCACCAACGAAAUAGGACUCAAAUUCCAAGCCAGCUGUAUGAACAAGACUGUUGAUGCUACAUGGAGUUUCGUUAAUUCGGCCAAAGAGAAAAGCUUGAAGUUUAACGCCAGCGCCCUAAACACAACCUUGAAUGCCAAGUGGUCCUUCCUAAACCACGCCCACGAGAAAGGAUUGAAAUUUCAAGCCGGCGCUCUCAACAAGACCAUUGAAGCAGCAUGGAGUUUCGUAAACUCGGCCAGUGAGAAGAGUCUCAAGUUCAAUGCCAGUGCUUUGAACAAAACCAUUGACGCCAAGUGGUCUUUCCUCAAUGUUGCAAACGAGAAGGGACUCAGAUUCCAAGCCACUGCCUUCAACAAGACCAUUGACGCGACAUGGACUUUCCUAAACUCGGCCAGUGAGAAAUGUCUGAAAUUUAAUGCCAGCGCUCUAAACAAGACCUUAGAUGCCAGGUGGUAUUUCCUUAACUUCACUGACGAGAAAGGAUUGAAAUUCCAGGCAAGUGCUCUUAACAAGACUAUUGACGCGACAUUGAGUUUGAUCAGCUUGCCUAAGGGGAAGAGUUUAAGGUUUAAUGCUAGUGCACUUAACAAGACCAUCAACGCCACGUGGAGUUUCAUUAGCAUGGAAAACGAGAAGAGCUUAGUUUUUAAAGCCAACCUUCUUAAUAAGACCGUUAACGCCACUUGGACCAUUCUCAACUUAGAAAAGGAGAAAGGCUUGCUAUUUAAAGCCAGUGCCAUUAAUAAGACACUCGAGACAUCAAUCACCUUCUUCAACCUAGGAAAGGAGAAGGGAUUGAAGAUUAGCGCAAAGGCACAAAACAAGACCAUAGACGCAAGUUGGAUUUUCCUUAACGUGACAAACGAGAAGAGUUUGAAGUUCAAAGCCAGCGCUUUCAACAGGACAGUUGAAUCGGCUUGGUCCAUCCUUAACUUCCCUACUGAGAAGGGCAUCAAAUUCAGUGUGACUGGUUUUAACAAGACGAUAGAUGCAGCUUGGACCUACAUUAACUUGACCAAUGAGAAGAUUGUAAAAUUCAAUGUCAGUGGGAUGAGAGGAAAUAUAGAAGCUACAUGGAGUUACUUGAAGACAGAAAACGAGAGGUCAAUCAAGGUUAAUGCAUCUGCUAUGAAUAAAACUGCAGAAGCUGUCUGGAGCUACUCGAAGAGUAAGGACCAGAGAGCUCUUAAAUUUAAAGCCGCGUUGAUGAACAAGACGAUUAAAGCCAGCUGGAGUUACAUGAAGAACGAGAAAGAAAGAGCCAUCAUGUUUAACGCCUCCGCGUUGAACAAAACUGUUACAGCUGUCUGGGGCUUCGUGAGGAAUCAGAAUGAAAGCGCGCUGAGGUUUAAGGUCUCCACAAUGAACAGAACAGCAGAAACCGUCUUGAGCUACUUCUGUAAUGAAAACGAAAGAUCCGUGAAGUUCAACGCCUCGGUAAUGAACAAAACGGUGGAGGCUGUCUGGAGAUACGCGAAGGGCGAAAACGAGAAAUCUCUGCAGUUCAAGGCGUCCGCACUGAACAAAUCUGUUGAGGCCAUCUGGAGUUACUCGGAGAAUGAGAAUGAGAGAGCCAUCAAAGUUAAUGUCUCCGCCCUUAACAAGACUUCAGAAGCAAUAUGGAGCUACAUCAGGGAGGAAAAGGAAGCAACCCUUAAAUUUAAGGCUACUGCAAUGAACAGAACGAUUCAAACAAUGUGGAGCUACAUGGUAGACGAAAACGUAAGAUCAAUCAAGUUUAAUGCCUCUGCCUUAAACAAAACUGCAGAAGCCAUCUGGAGUUAUUCCAACAACGCACGUGGGCGAUCCAUCAAGUUCAAAGCUACAACCUUGAACAAAACCAUGGAGGCCGUCUGGACUCUCUUAAACACUGAUUCCGAGAAGGGACUCCAGUUCAAUCUUGCAGUGAUGAAUAAGACCGCGAAUGCCUCGUUGAUUUAUUUCUCAAGCCCAUCGAACUUGGGAGUUCGUUUCAAUGUCAGUUGCUGCAACAAAUCGUUCGAGCUAGAGAGCAAACUCGUUUUUCAGGAAAGGCAGAAGAAACUUGUGAUCAACGCUUCCUACCAGAACUACACUGUCGCUCUGAUUGGAAUUUUCCAGAAUUCAACAACUCAGAAGCGCGCUUGUCUGUUUCCUAAAUAUGUUGGUCGUUCUCAUGGGGGAAUCUGUGCCAUUUUCACAAAUAGCUCAGAUGAGAAAAGCCUUUCCCUCAACUUUACCAUCUUAAACAGAACAGGGGAAUUGAAAACGCAGUGGGUUAAGAAUCGCGUCGAAAUGGCAAACCGAGUAACUGUUCAGUUCAACAGAACCACCCUCCUUGAAUCCUGGUUAAGCUUCCUUCACUCGACCGAGAAGAAGAGUCUCAACUUUAACACGACGGUAAUCAACAAAUCAGCCAGUGCUUCUCUUUACUUCCGCAACACAACAGUCAAAGCUAUUGGAUUUGAAGCCACAGUUUUAAAGAAACACGUUGGCGUGGAAGGCGUCUGGCUCAAUGGCAAGACCUUGAAAGAGGCUGCUGUCCAACUCUUCUGGAACAAGACUGUCGUCGCGAAAACUACCCUCAAGCUCUUGAAUAAUAGCAACCGCAAGAUGGUCGAGGUACGCUCACAAGUUGACCGCUUCGCUGCAGAAUGGCAGUCGUCACUGAUUAGCCAAUCAGGGGGUGUGAAAGAGCUCAUAAUGACCCGCAUGGCUAGAAAUGGAAGUCAAAGCCUAUUCUUUGAUAGCUCCAAACUGACAUGGUCAAAAACGAGCAAGAGCCUUUCACUUGGUUGCCAGUACAAUCUUAAACUGAUGGGACGCUCUUAUGAACACGGGUGGGUCGCAGCAUACAACAACUAUUCCAAUGCCGAGGAUUCCUAUCACGAGGCCACUGUUUCUCUCAUUUCCUUUAAAGACAAGGUUGUAACAUUCACUGGUGUUUACAAAAACAACACGGAAGAGCUCUCCAACGUUCUCACCCUUAACUACCUGCCUGAGAAAACAAUGACGCAUUCCUUAACUUGGUUUAAGAAGAGCAAUUCUGUAAAAUUGAGCUUGGAGCUACUUCCAAGAAGGCCUAUUACCUGGACAACCACCUGGAACACAGAGCAUGGUAUCUCGAUCAACAGCGCCGUCGAGUUUUUGAACAAGAAAAUUGAAAACUGGUUUACUUACAGCAGAACCACUGGUGAGUACAGUGGACACUUUGAGAUCUGCCCGGCGUACCCUGUGAAAGUAAGUGGUCUGCUCACUAUGGAGAAUGGCUUGCACUUAACGAGCGAAAUUUCGGCGUUCAAAAGAACAUGGAAUCACAUGAUCAAUUUCAGAAAGAACGAUCAGCAACUUCUCAUAUCCGUUGAGCUUGUCCCUAAUAUCCCCGUCGCCCUGGAUGUUAACUGGAACACUAACCAAGGAAUGCAAAUUGCCAUGGAUUUGAAAGGUUUUAAUAAAUCACUUCAACUCUUCUCCUCCUACGACAACCUCACGAAGACGCUAGUUUCUGGCCUAACGGUUCUAAAGAAAACAUUCACCUUAACUGAGAAACUGGACAUAGAAAGGAAGACUCUGGUCCUGAUGCUUGCUGCAUUCAAUCGUACCGUUGGUUUCACUGGACGGUUUGACUGGAAUAACUAUGUUGCUAGCUCUUUUGUAAGAUACCAGAACAACCAAGCAGGAUGGCUCUUAAGAUUUAACCCAGCGGCGAGGAGCAUUGUCUUCAAUGUAACCGUUUCUCCAAGAAUCUCGGGCCAGAUUGUCGGCGAGAUGCCAAAUAACCGCAGUCUUCAGGUGACUCUUCAGCGUAAACUCGGUGUGAAUGUGGUUAACGAGUCUCGUCUUAUGUACCUCUUAAACGCAAAGGCAAGUCGCCUGACAUUUACGUGGAAUACGACCUCCGUAAACACUCUUGUGGGAAGAGUUCAGGUCUUAAAGUCUGUUAUCAGAAGCACCAUCGUGAAAUACUAUAAUCUUACUGUCCGAAGAGCGAAGAACUAUACUAAAGAACUAGACAGGAUUGUGAAGACACUAGAAGCUAAAAUCAGACCUGCGGCUCUGAAGCUGUACGCUCGGGUGAAGCGUUUCGAUUACAAUGGACUGGUGACGAAUCUCACAGCAAAGGCUCAGAACGCCACGCUUCGACUUAUCAACGUGACAUUUAACUUCCUGAAUGGCACUGUAAAGCGCUUUUCAAUUGUCAUGCGCAAUGCCAGUGUAUAUUAUAAAGGGAUCCUGGGUAACGCUACUGAUCUUUUCAAGAGUAUUAACCUAAAUGUAACCGAAGCCUACGAACGAUUCCGACGAGAAGUGCUGCCACCCAUAGUUGGAAAUGUAACCCUACAUCUGAAAAGUAUCACUCGAGAUAUCAAAGUCUGGGCGAAUAACGUUUCCCUUUUAGUGGGUUCCGUGACACUUCGUGGGCAGAAUCUUAAGGAUAUAGCCAAGAACAUCUCUGGCAAGGUUAAAGUUGUAACAGCAGCCCUUCUUGAAAAAGUUAAAUUGAAAACACGUGAACUUAUUGUCAAAAUUCGAGAGGUUGAGAUUCGUGGGGAAAAAGUUGGUCCUUUGUUCGACGAAUACGUGUCUAAAGUUGAGGAAUUCACAUGUGGUUUUAAUACCUCCUGUACACUUGAAAAUUUAACCGUCAUCGCCAAGAGCUUGGGAAAGAGUAUUCGUAAUAUCACGGUUCUCAACAAGACUGUUGAAGAACACGUCAAGCUUCUGAACAAGACAAUCCAGCAGCACUUCAAACAGUUCAACACCACGCUUCGCCAGCAGUUAAAAACCCUGCACAAGAAAGCCUGCUUUGUACAUCAGAUAGUGAUGAAUUUCACGAGGAAUGCAACGAGAAUUCUUCCGAGGCUAGUACGAAAUGUUACCAUCCAAGCCAUUCGCCUGGCGAGAAGCGUAAGCAAUGAAGUUCGGAUCAUAGCCGUGAAGGUCAGAAAUGUCACACUUGCAACUUACACUAAGCUGACAACGAUCAACAGCCCACUCAUCAACUUCACAACCAAAGCUUACAUCUCUAUUAAAGGAAAAGUGUAUCCUUUGAUGGUAAAGGUUUUCCACCCCAUUCGCAAGUUUGCUAUGGAGCUUAACAACAAUGUAUCCGCUUAUCUGAGGCCCAUUGUUCCUUUGGCACUUGGCACUAUGUACCAACUAAGAAACAUCACUAUCCGUGGUAUCCCCAUUGGCCACACACUGGAUAAAGCGGUUAUCAUUUCCUUGAAGUUAACAUCGGAAACUUUAAAGUCUAUCAAUCACACGCUCAGUAGUAACAUCUCCGCCGUUGUCAGCUUUAUCCGCGAAAAUGCAGCAAAGAAACCUGGAGAGAUCAUAGAUUUGACCAUCAGGAAGAGCAUCCAGCUUUACAAUCUCACCAUGAAAGUCUUUAACCAGUCUCUACACCUCAACCUGAGCAAGCACGUUUCUCUGGCCUACAACAAAUCUGUGGAAGUCUUCAACAAGACCCUGCAAAAGCUUCUGGAGCUUCGUCCUAAAGAUAUGAUAGAAAUAUCUAUUGAGCGAAUCGAAGACUUUGCUAGGAACAUCACCGCAGAGGUUUUAAACAUCACUAAACAACUACGUGGCCUGGACCUUAUUCUUCGCUUGAAGACAGCAUGGGCGGAAAUGGACCUUAAAGGUAAAAUUGAAGCUCUUGGACUUAAGGCGAGAUGGCAAAACCUCGUGCAGCGCAUUCGAGCAGUCAACAUAAAAGAACGGGCACUCCUGGUUAAAUACUACAUCAGUAACGUAACACUGAAAGUACAGAAUGAAUUACAGGACCUCAUCAGACUUACCCAACAUAUCUUGAACUUAACAGGUUCCCUUAUCCGCAUGAAUACUACCAAAGAGGUGUUGCUGGAAGAAUUCAUUUCCCUUGCAAAUGAGAGUAGCCGCAUUUUCAUCAAGUAUGGCAUCAUGGCUAGGAACACCACCUCCGAGUGGAGAAGGAAGCUGCUCAAUGCUUCUUAUGAAACGAUCAACUUCUACAAGAGUUUAACUCUUAACAAAACCAUUGAAGCCUACAUCUUGUUGAAGAAGCAUGGGCAGGCGCUCUAUGAUGAGCAUCGUGACGACGCAAUGAGGGUCUACAACUUCUACAAAAAUGCAACGUGGGAGAUGUACGAGGAACUGAAAGAAAACGCCGUGGAGAAACUUCAGCAAUAUCGUGCCAAUAUGACCAUUAAGGUGAACGCAUUGGUGGCAAAACUGAGACAAUGUGAGAACAUGACGUACGAAGAGAUCGUAAUCAAGGCCUAUGAGUUCUCCAGAAAACAUGGAUUGGCUAUUUAUAAUAAUGUCACUCUGCGUGCUAUCAGGAUCUACAGGAACGUUACCAUCCGUGCAUUGAAACUGUACAAGAACAUUUCCACCCGUGGACUGCAGUACUACAAGAACAUCUCCCUGGAGGCAAUUAGCCUCUACAGGAAUGCUACGGUUCGCGUUCUCUCCCUGUAUAAGAACAUCAGCGCUCAUGGAAUUCAACUCUACAAGAAUAUCACUGUUCGUGGAAUUCAACUUUACAAGAAUGUCACCUUGGUUGUAUCUCAACUCUACAAGAAUGUUACCUUGCGUGCAAAUCAGCUUUAUAAGAAUGUCACCCUACGCGCAAUAGAACUCUUCAACGUCACCAAGAAUGCCACUCUUAAAGCGUACAACCUCACACUGACCCUGGUCAAUCGUACGAAGCUUCUGACCAUUAAGUACCUGGUUGUCACUCGCAACCUAACCCUCCAUUACUUCAAUGUCACUCGAAACUACACUCUUCAAUACUACAACUCGACUCGCAGUCUUGCUUUCAAGUAUUAUCAGAAGUACUACAACCUGAGCCGGAACUAUACUCUCUACAUAUACAACGUGACACGCAACAUGACGUUCCCUGGCCUUAACAAGACACGUGAGUUUGCCCUCCGUGGAAUACGAUACCUGCAGUAUCUAAACGAGACUUUGGUGCCCAUCAUGAAGGAACGAUUCCUAACAGGAAAAGUCUUGGCUGCGAGAUACGUCAACGAGACUGUACUGUUUGUACGAGGAACUAUGUAUAUGGUAAAAGUAUGGUAUCGAGAGAACAAAGAGAAGACCGUUGAUGAGCUGUAUUAUGAAGUGUACCAACUUGCAGAGCAUUAUUCCAUCGUAGCAAAAGAACUCUUAAGGCGCAAGUACGGUAAAAUUAAAGAACGCGUACAGGAAAAGAUAACCCAGUUGCAGACAAAUUUGAACAUUAAGUUGGAAGGAUGGAAAGAGAAGCUUCAUAAGCUGAACACAACGGUGGUAAACAUGAUAGCAGAAGCAAUCUCCUUAUACAACCAGACUGCUGACGUUACUUAUAUCGCUGCAAAAGAACUUGUUUCUAUCUUCCAUCCCUAUGUCACGUCCUUGCACAAUAAGACUGUUAUCUACUUUGUCCAGGCCAAGAACAUCUCCCUGCCUCUCAUUGGCAAGGCAAGAAACUUCACACUUUUGAAACUCGAGGAGACACGAAAGCUGAUUAACGAGACAUACAAGAACUUAAUUGAAUCGGAACACCUUCGGGACCUUAUUCAGAAACUUCAGUUACAACAGCGUUACGCCAAAGCAGAAGGGCUCAUUCGUAAGAAAUAUGAAGAACUUGAGGAAUAUGUCAAGGAGAUAAAACCUAAAGUUCAGGCUAAAGUCCAAGAAACGGUUGAUUACUUGAACGUAUCACUUCCACUCAGAUUCAAGGAAAGGUAUAUCUUUGUGCAGGAGAAGUACCAGAUGAUUAUGGCUAAUCCUCGAAUUUUCAUUGAAAGAGUUCUCAGGAACGCUCUGAUGUAUCUCAGAAAUGCCACAAGGGAGACCCCAAUCGAGGAAUACCUUUAUGAAGAAAGAUGGGUAGAGCUUAUUGAGCAAGCUAAGCAGCAUGAGCUGGUUGAAGUUGGCCGAAAUCUCACGAACUACACUUCCGAUUAUGCGCGACUAGCUGUAAAGUUGGCGUCAAAGAAUCUUAAGCUGUUCAUAGAGCAACUCAAGAACCAAACUAGCCUGAUCAAAGAAAAGGUAAAAGCUAAGGUACAAGAGACGCGGCAGACACUGAUUGAAAAUCUUGAAGGUUUGAGGGCCAAGAAACUCCGAGAAAUCGUCGAGCAUGAUUAUGUUUAUCAGACCAUCGAACUGGCGAAAAAUGUUACUCUGAGAGUUAAGGAUACAGUUCAAGGAGCCCGUAAUCUAACGCGCAAGAUCAUGGUAGUCGGACAGCUGUACUACAAAAACAUCACUGCCAAAGUUGGAAACUACACCCUCCUUCUUAGGAUGAAAGUUCACAAUUACACGAAGUUUCUAAAGCAGCGUGUCCAAAACUAUUCCAGGAUACUGAACGAGACCAUUCGUAAUUACACCAAGAUUCUGAAUGAGACGGUUUACAGUUACACCAAGAUCAUAAAGGCACAAGUUAAGAAUUACACCAACUUGAUCAACGUUACUGUUCAGAGCUACACUAGAAUUCUGAAUGCCUCCAUACAGAACUACACAAAGAUCUUGAAUGCGUCGAUGAAGCACUACACAAAGAUGUUAAAUGCGUCGAUUAAGCACUACGCUAAGAUCCUGAAUGCUUCGAUUCAGAACUAUACCAGUAUUCUACAGGCUAAAGUUCAGAAUUACACGAAGAUUGUCAAGGCGCAUUUCAAGAAUUUCACCUUAGUUUUGAGAGGCCAUUAUGAACGCAUAUACGAGAGCCACUUCCUUCCACUUUACAGAAAUGGUACUAUAAUGGUUUACAAGUACAAAGCGAUGGCUCAGCAUUGCAUUGGUCGAUGUAGUAACGUGACUUUGAGAGCAAUUUCCAUGGCACGCAACUGGACAACAGCUAAACUGAACCUGACGCGUGCGUGGAUAAACCAGACUCUGGAGAAGGGUAUCAAGUAUUACAGGGACGAAUUAAAGCCACUGUAUCACAGCAAAGUUCUUCCUUUCUAUAAUAAUACUCUCCAGCCUAUGUACCACAACCUCAGUAAACUCGUAGGAACACUUAAGAGGAACUUGACAUUACAGGCAAUCAUCGUGAAAGAGCGCGCGAUCAACUUGACUGACCAACUUGUCAAUCUCACAAUCAAUAGUGAUCCUUACGCUAUGCUUCGAAAGGUGGGCAAAAUGACCAUCCGCGAGUCUGUCAUAGAGGGACGCACCAUGUACAUCCGGGCUUACAACUACACACUGAACCUUACCCGACUGGUUGUGAAUGUAACGCUGACAAAGCUAAACGUCACUAAGACCCGACUGGAACUCGCUAUAAACAAGACUAUGUUGAUCAUUAAUACAACUAUAGUGGAAGCAAAACCCGUUAUUGCCUUCUUGAAUGCAACACGCGUAGAGAUGAUGGAGACGGCGAUAUUCAUCUGCAAGUACUAUGGACUUGAGGACUCGGUAAAAGAGCGUGUACGAAGAAGCCUUGACAUUACGAAAAAUGUCACCAUGAAAGCUGUCAACGCGGUUAAACGUUAUGCUCCCGUGCUCCUAAAGGCAUCAACGGCAAAAGUACUUGGCAUUUUUAACUACACCAUUCCAUACGCCCGCGAUUAUCUCAAUCGUACUAUUGUCUAUUUCAACGCAACUCUCGUCAAGGCAAGGCAUCUACUGAAUGUCAGCAUUCACAAUGCCACAGUGCUCCUUAACCAGACCCUUUACAAGGCAAUUCAAUUAACCAGGACUGCUUUCAAUGGAACCGUUCCCAAGAUUAUCCGUCUUUUGAAUGUCAGCAUCCACAAUGCCACAGUACUCCUUAAUCAGACCAUUUACAAGACAAUUCAAGUUACAAGGACUGCUUUCAACGGAACUGUUCAUAAGAUGAUCCAUCUACUGAAUGUCAGCUUUCACAAUGCCACAGUGCUCCUUAACCAGACCAUCCAGAAGACAAUUCAAGUUACAAGGACUACUUUCAACGGAACUGUUCAUAAGAUGAUCCAUCUACUGAAUGUCAGCUUUCACAAUGCCACAGUGCUCCUUAACCAGACCAUCCACAAGACAAUUCAAGUUACAAGGACUACUUUCAACGGAACUGUUGAAAAGAUGAUCCAUCUACUGAAUUUCAGCAUCCACAAUGCCACAGUGCUCCUUAACGAGACCAUCCAGAAGAUAAUUCAAGUUGCAAGGACUACUUUCAACGAAACUGUUCACAAAACUAUCCAGUAUGCCCGGGUUGCGUUCAACAAAACCGUUGACAAAACAGUCCAACUCGCCCAGGUUGUUCUCAACACGACGAUCAACAAAGCCAAGUCAGCUUUCAACUACACUAUCAGCAGAGCCCGUUUCUCUAUCCAGAAAGUCCGUGUUGCAGUUAAUGAAACCAUUGACAAGGCGCGUAUUUCCCUAGAGAGAGUUCGCUUAACCAUCAAUGAGACCAUCGCUGAUUUCCGUGCGGCUCUUCCAAACUAUAUCCAAGUGAGGGAUGGCGAAAUCACUCUUGUUGUACCACAUCCAAGAGCCAUUCAAUUGAACAUAACUUCUCUCGCUGUUGCUACGAUUGGAAGACUCAGAAACUUGUCAAUGGAAGCUCGUGGCAUAAUCGUUUCCAAGAUAGAGGCUUUGAAACACGAUGCGGUGCUUAAGUUUGAGACCUUGAAAACCACCGUACAGUCCUUUAAAGUAAAUGCACUGGAUAAGAUCAACACCUCGAAAGAAGAAGUCUUGAAAAAGAUGGAAACAUUGAAACGCGAAGUUGUUGCCACGAUGAAUUCUUUAAAGAAAAACGCACUUUUAAAAAUGGAGGAGUUGAAAGUUAACGCGUUAGAGAAAGUAAGCGAGUUGAAGGUUAAAGCAGCGAAUCUGACUAGGCGUGUGAAGACUCUAGGAAAAGCCUUGGUUGCUGAGGCCAUGAACAGAACGGUGCUGUACCGCCAAAGGGCCUACGGACUUGUAAUGGAAGCUUACAACAUCACUAGGCGUGUGAAGACUAUAGGCAAAGCCUUGGUCGCUGUGGCCAUGAACAGAACAGUGCUGUACCACCAAAAGGCGUAUGGAUAUAUCAUGGAAGCAUACAACAUCAGCAAGAAUUACCCGGCGACUGCGAGGUACAUUAAUGUUACUCUCCAUUACAUUAACAUCACCAAGGACUUGGCUGAUUUCUACCGCCAGAACGGCUACGCGUUUGUGAUGAAUGCUUACAACCUAACAAAGAACCAUCCUGUCAUCAUGAAAUUCCUGAACCUAACUGUUCGAUAUUUCGCCUUGACCAAAGAACUGGCUGUGAAGUACCACCAGACGACAAUCAGGCUGGCGACAAACUAUUACAACCUGACAAGGAACCAUCCAAUUAUACUGGAGUACACGAACAAGACUCUCGAGUAUUUCGGCGUCGCCAAGAACUAUGUCAGAGGCCUGAGCUUGACCCAGUUUAAGAACACGACUGUGACGUAUGUUGCUCGCGUUUUAAAUGUGUCCCGCCGAUAUUUCAACAUAACACAGAUCAGGAACAGCACAGAGAAAUAUCUUGUCCAAGCCUUGAACAUUACGCGCCAAUAUCUGAACGUCACACAGAUCGAGAACUUCAGCCGCCUUUACUUAAACCAAAUGCGAAACCUUACCUACAAGUUGCUGAACAUGUCGCGCCAGAGCCAAUUCCUUAACCAAGUGAGGAACAUGACGUACAAAUUCCUAGACUUGUCUCGACGUUGCACUUUCUUUAAACAGAUGAGAAACGCGACACACAAGUUCUUAGCGUUGUCUAGACGUUGUACCUUCUUUAAACAGAUGAGAAACGCGACGUACAAGUUCCUUGACCUGGCACGCCGGUGUACCUUCUUCAAACAGAUGAGAAACGCAACGCACAUGUUCCUCAACCUGUCACGUCGUUGCACCUUCCUUAAUCAACCAAAGAAUGUAACGCUGAAGUACCUGUAUCGAGCUGUGAACUUGUCACGCCACUGUCUAAACAUCACACAAAAGUAUCUGUCACAAGCCUUGAAUCUGUCACGCCAGUGGUACAGGAUAGGAGUUAACGCAACGCUGAACUACUCCAUGCAAGUGUACAGAAUCGCCGAGAAUGUAACGCUGGACAUCUAUAACUCGAGCUGUCUUAAGGAAGCUUUUGCCAAGGCGACGAAAUACUCGACGAUUGCUUUGAAUGCCACUGUGAAGCUUUGCAGUAACUAUUCCAGCACUGCUUUGAACAAGACUAUGAUUUUAUACAGGAACUAUUCAACAGUAGCCUUAAACAAGACUCUAGCCUUGUACCGAGAAACUUUAAAUAGAGCUAGGAACUUCUCCGUAGUAGCAGUAAAGAAGACCAUUAAACUAUACAGACGCAUGCGCAACAGGGCAUUGGUAAUCAUUUCCAACACGACGUUAGUGAAGCAGUACAUCCCUAUGGUCAAGAAAUAUGUGCCACUCGCUAUCAACAUCACCCGUAACUUCACUGUACAGACAUACAGAGUAGCAGUAAAUGUAACCUUGGAUGUUUAUAACUCCAGUUGUCUGGAAGAGGCCUUCAACAAAACAAGACGAUACUCGAAGAUAGCUUUCAACGCCACCAUGAAAGUCUGCCAAGUGGCAUUGGUACGCGCUAAGAAUGUUUCUGCCAUUGCAUUAAACAAGACCUUCGCAUUGUGCAAGAAUUAUUCUGCCAUAGCUUUGAAUAAGGCUAUCGCCCUCUACAACAAGACGCUUGAACUGUACAAGAUUUGCUCCAAGAUAGCUUUGAACAAGACAAUCGCCUUCUACGACAAGACAGUUGAACUUUGCAGGAACUACCCUAGGAUUGCUCUCAACAAGACCAUCGCCUUCUACAAUAAAACAGUCAAGCUAUGCAGACGUCUGUACAAUAGGACCAUGACGGUCGUGUACAACACAACUUUAGUGAAGCGCUACAUUCCUAUGGUCAAAAAGUACGUGCCCCUUGCUGUCAAUGCCACCCGAAACUUCACUGUGAGGGCCUACAAAGUGGUAGUAAAUAUAACAAUGGACAUCUACAAUUCCAGUUGUUUAGGAGAGGCCUUCAACAAAACAAGAAAAUACUCGAGGAUAGCUGUCAACAAAACCGUGAAACUCUACCAAGUAGCAGUGGUACACGCUAGAAAUAUCUCUGGUUUAGCUCUGAACAAGACCUUUGCACUGUACAAGAACUACUCAACGAUAGCUUUGAACAAGACCAUCGCCAUCUACAACAAGACCCUUGAUUUGUACAGAAAUUGUUCCAAGAUAGUUUUGAACAAGACAAUGGCUUGCUUUAACAAGACACUAGGAGUGUACAAGAAUUACUCCUCCAUAGUUUUGAACAAAACUAUCGCCUUCUAUAACAGAACAGUGAAGCUUUGUAAGCGUCUGUACAAGAAAUCCAUGGUAAUCGUAUCCAACACCACAUUGGUUAAGUACUAUAUUCCAAUGGCGAAGAAAUACCUGCCAGUUGCCGUUAAUACCACACGAAACUUCACUCUAAAGGCGUACAGGCUGGUUGUGAGUGUAACCUUGGACAUCUACAAUUCCAGUUGUCUCGGAGAAGCUUUUAACAAAACCAGAAACUACUCUAAGAUGGCUUUCUACACAACCGUCAGACUGUACAAAAUGGCAGCGAUUAAAGCAAGGAAUUAUUCCGGAAUGGUGUUGAACAAGACCCUCGGAUUGUACAAGAACUAUUCCACCAUCGCAUUGAACAAGACGUUAGAGUUGUAUGGAGAAGUGCUAAUUAAGGUGAAGAACUAUUCAGCGUUAAACAAGACCAUUGCCCUCUGUCAAGGUGUAUACAUCAAAGGCGUAGAAGUAACGAAGAAGUACCUCCCGAUGGCAUAUAAUCUCUCACGCCGGUGGUGCGGUGCCGGAUUUAACACCACUCGCAGCUUUGUUCUUCAAGUCUACAGGAACGCCGUGAACGCAACUCUCGACAUUUGUCAAUCCGAGAACCUGCCUCAAGCCUUAGUGAAGUUCAGGAAUUACUCCAUUGAAGUCUUUGACCAGACCGUGGAGUUAUGUCAGAGGUUCUAUCGUCAGUUGUACAACGCUACUCUUGAGAAAUAUCGCGAUGUUUACAGCCAGUCCUUGGCGCUGUACAGGAAAAUAGCUUAUCAUGAGAUAACAGUGGAGUGUAUCAACAGAGCCCGCAGCUACUUCCACUACUCGAAACAUAUAGUCAAGAUGAGAGUUAGGAACUUCCAUCGAGCCAAGGGUCACUUGCAAAAGCGGGUCAACCAUCAUAUAAACCGAGUGACACACCUGUUGAACCCAAUCAAUUGGAUUCCACCUUUUAAUAGUAAGUAUUACUCGAUGAUUUUUGUUUUAAUGGCCUUUGUAGAGCACUUCUGGGAAAAACGGAAGACCCAUGUGAUAAAUCGUUAUCCCGACACUCUCCAGGACGCCGGUAGCCCUUCCAUCAUAUACACUACAGAAUCCAGAGAUCUGGCAUUCUGGGCCUGAUAUCAAGACAUCUUUUUGAUUUCUAAGUCUUUGUGUAUUAUCUUGUAUAUUACCACAGAAAAGUAAGGAAAGAAAGGGUUGAUCUAUCUAAAUGACAAUUAUCCGAACUUUUGGCUUAAACCACUUUUGUUGCAGAAAAUUAACUAUAUUUUCGCUCUUUUUUGCUUCAGGCACAGCCAUGAUCUUUGGAGGACCUCAUGUGUACACGUUUGACGGCACCUAUUACACGUUCCCUGGUUAUAAGAAGCCUAAUUGCAUGUAUGUGCUGGCAAGGGACGUUCGUGAUAAUAAGUUUACCAUCAUGAGUCAAGAGACCGCCAUCUUAGUUGUCACGAAGGACUCCAGUGUGAAGAUACACCAGGAUGGAAGAGUGGAGACCAUUGUCAAGGUUAGUAUAGAAAAAUUUGGUACUGUAAGAGAUUGAUCAACUGAACUUUAUCUUGCAAACUUGCACCAUGUCAAAUCAAAGAUUCAACUAAAUAUGUACUUAAUGUUUAUUGUUAUUAGUUAUUCGUGCGUGAUACUGGGGACCACACCCAAUGGACAAAAGGCACUUGGACAUUUUCUGAAACCACCGUCGCAAACUCACGACAUUGCGAAGGAUUUUGCGUAGCGCGGAAAAAUAAGUACAGGUCCAUUAAGAUUUGACGAGAAACUUAGUUUAGGAAGAGAAAGGGUGCAGCAAGUUCUUGUCUGUACUGCGAAGUCAGUAUCUCCACCCUUAAACCUCAAGAGUCACCCAACAUUCAAUUUUUCUCCAUAGUUACAUUGUUCGAUCAAAUACAAAGGUAGUAAGAAAAUAAAGUGAUCACCAAGCGAAAAGGUUUUGAUUGUUAAAUAAAUUAUCCUCAUAAAUACUAAAGGAAUUGUUUAACGAAGAGGGUGGAAAAUACGUAUAUUAUCUACCGUUUUCAGAUUACCACGUCCGGAAAGAAAACAAGUGACGGUUUCGUCAGUGAGCUCCCUGUGGAAACGCUCAACACCACCGUUCAGCGGGAAGGUUCCUUCAUUAUCCUUCGACAUGAUCUUGGCUUGGAGAUUGUUUGUGACGUUGAACAUUAUCUGUGCACCUUUAACAUUGCCAAAUGGUACCACGGCAGGAUGGCAGGUAACACUUGCUUCAAAAUGUUAGCUUAGUGAAGGGGUAGGUGGGCAUUUUCUCAGAAAUCUAAAUUGAUCAAAUGUUCACACUUCUUUUACAUUUACAAGUGAAAAUAUAAGCGCAACUAAACGGGGAAAUAUGUCUAUUACGACCCCGUUAUUUGGAAAGUUUAGUCUCUUUGAUUACAUGCAGUUGAAAAAUAAAAAAAACUUUUCUUAUGGAGCACCUCUUUUCAUUUUUGCCCAAUUGCCCUUCGCGUUUCCCCUUUCCCUCGUUCCACUCUAUUACGUUAGCCACGCUGGCUACGAAGAUACCAACUGAUAUAUCCCAGAUGUCAUCCUUUGUUGUAAUACAGACUCUUAGCCCUGCUUUCUGGGGGCUAUGAAGCGUGGUAUGGAAGGGAGAGGGGAGGCGGGGGAAGAGGGGGGAGUUAGACAGGUGAAGGUACUUAGCUGUAACCUUACGGCGUUUUUGUAAUCAUGCUGUUACGCUUCGACUAAGACUAAUUGCCAAGCCAACAUCGUUUUAUCUCUUUUUAGGUCUCCUGGGAACCAACAAUAACGAGUUCCAUGAUGAGUUUAUGACAGCUAAGAACAAACCAACUAAGAAACUGACCGAAUUCGUCAAUUCUUGGGAGAUCACCCGUGAUCCAGAAUGCAAGAUCCAUUCUAUUGUUCCUGAAAAACCCAAGUGUAAGGAGACCAGCUACAUUCAACGUUGCCGCGCUCUGUUCAAGGACAAGAAGUCGCCACUCCAUCGGUACUUUUCCGUUGUUAAUCCCGAGCCUUUCGUCAAGGCCUGUGAAAUCGAUUACAAGGAUUGUGAGACCAGUACACCCAAGGACAUGAAGCACUGCAAUACGACUGCCGCCUACAUCGAGCUGGUUAGAAUGCGAGGAGAAUGGGCCGACUAUCUGCCAGAAUGUGGUAAGUUAAAGUGGUCAUACAAUUGACCAAAUGAGUCAGACACCGUUGGGAUAGGCUCUUAGUGUCUCUAUUAGAGUCAUGUCCGUCUAAUAUAGAGUCAAAUAAACGAAGUAAAGACAGGAGGUGUCCGUCCUACAGAGGUGUCUGUAUUAUAGAGUUGUCUGUAUUUUUUGAUGUGAAUAAGUUACAGUCACCGUGGUUUUUUAUUUUCAGUGACUCACAGUAAGAGAUGACAGGUCAUAGAAUAUAAUACAUUUCAUAGCUAUUUCGAAUAGGUAUCUCGUAUAAAGUAAACUACAUUUCGUAUGGAAGCCAGGAAUUAAUGAACUCUAUUACCGUCUGUUUUGUAGGUCGUUGCGGAUCAAACCAGAUGGGUAAGAGAUGGUUUCAGCGAGCAAACAACAUGGUUGAUGUUGUGGUGUUGGUGCACGAGACAUCAGUCCUCAAGGCUUACGCAGAGAAGAUACCAUCUUUACUGGGCAGCAUCACCAAGGCUCUAGACUCUUACAAGUAUUCUUUCAAGUUCGGCGUUAUGGCUUUUGGAGGUCGCUUGUCACAUGGGCGCCCGCAUGCAAUCACUCUUAACGGUCAGCUGAUGAAUGACUUAGACAGUUUGGAUAGCGCUUUUGAACAUCUGAAAUUCGCUGGCGAGGAGUCUGAGAAUGACACUGGAGACGCUUUGGAGGCUAUGGCAAAGGCAGCUUAUGUGUAUCCAUUCAGACCAGGUAAGGUCAAAAAUCACGCAUGACUGUUGUAGGGGAAUACAUUAGGACAGAUAACAGCUUCAAGGAACUAGCCAACAAUACAAGUGAAAUAGAAGAUCAACAACUAAAAACAGUAAAAGCACAUUAAAAGUACAAAAGAAAAGAAUGAACAAUAAUUCAUUAAGAAUUAAACGCAUUGCAGUAGUGGUUUUGAAAAACUGUUUAGAUUAAACAUUAUUUUAAACUGUUGUAUAUAACUUGUGAAUUAUGAAGCUUUGAGUUUCUAAUUUAGAAGUAAUCUCUUCUCUCUUGUUAAGUUUCACCGCAAGUAAUUGACAGGUGAAUAAAUUCAGCGAGAUGUGUUAAAACAGUCUCUUUAAUCCAAAUUCUACAUCCUAAAGGCCUGAAAUAAUCUAGCAGAAAGGGAAGCCUCGGAUUAUGUUACAGCCUGUUUACAUGGCGUUCCCUUCUAUUAAACUGCCAUCUCCUUCCCCCUGCCUUUCAUUGUAUUAACCAAUAUGGUUUGUGUCCUUUAGCUGCUACCAAGAUCUUCUUACUGCUGACCAGCAAAGAACACAGCGCAUUGGUUCACGCCGUUACUGUAGACAGUAUGGGCAAACUGUUGGAGGCAAAAGAAAUCACUCUCAACGUUAUUGGCAAGUACAGGAAAUACAGUGGCGAGGUGGUUGGACAAGACUACAGAGGACGAGUGUUCUACAGAAAGAAGCCGGAAACGGGUACUGGCGCAGCUCCUCUCCCAGAUGGCGAAUACGUAUCACUGAUGAAAGGAACGCAAGGUUCUGUAUUUGGAUUGCCAUUCUUGGGCUCGAAGAAUAAGGAUAAAUUUGGAGCUUUGCAACUAGCCAGUUUGAGCACGUGGCGAGAGCAGAUUAAACGAGAUCAGGUCACUUGUAAGGAAUGCUUCUGCGCCCGUGGUGAUUCUGGCCAGGGUAAGACCGUCUGUAAGGUGAACUCCUUCCACCAGAAGUGCUGA